AUGUCUGGAGUGAUGGAGCAGAGUGCAGAGGAGAAUGAGAGGUUCGUUACCGCUGACUGCAGUGGCCAUUUGUUAUUUGAAGGCCCCUAUCCCUCCCCACCAUGUCGAGGAACUUUUACUGUAUUUGCUCCGACGAAUCGUGCGUUUGAGCAGCUUCCUCCUCUGACGUUAGCAUAUCUUUCCAAUAACACAAAUGCAUUAGCGGAAGUUCUGAAGUACCACGUGGUCCCAGGGUCUGUUGUGAAAUCUGCCGCAUCAAACGAAUUACAAGUCACUAGUCUCGAAGGCUCAAAAAUAAGAUUCAACGUAUACCCUUUCAAUAACUUGACAGUGACUGUAGACGGAGUACGGGUUAAUGCUUUUGAUAUUUUGGCAUCCAAUGGCGUGGUACAUAUCAUCGAUGCUGUAAUGAUUGCUCCAGCAGGCGACAUUGUCACUCAGCUUAACGAUCACUAUGAUUUCACCACCCUCGUUUCUAAAGUCACACAAGCAGGACUCGCUGGUGAUCUAAUGGGUAAUAAUUUGACAGUGUUUGCUCCUAAUAAUGCUGCUUUUGCUAAACUCAGUACAGCGGCUUUACAGCGAUUGGAAAAUGACAAGAAUAUGCUUAGAGAGGUCCUGUUAUACCAUGUAGUUCCACACACAGUAUAUUCUGCAGGAUUAUUCAAUAAAGAGAAAUUAUCAACUUUGGAUACAAACGGAGAUUCAGUUCAAAUUUCUAUGACAAGUCAGAACGUUUAUCUAAAUCUGUAUUCACAAGUGACAGAAGCAGACGUAACGGCAACCAAUGGUGUUAUUCACGUCAUAGAUCACGUGAUGGUACCAGAUCGGUAUUAUAUAAGCCUUGUCGUGGGCUAG
Ostrea edulis (European flat oyster) is the source of this 858-nucleotide messenger RNA. Its product is annotated as transforming growth factor-beta-induced protein ig-h3-like. Gene Ontology annotation, molecular function: cell adhesion molecule binding. Gene Ontology annotation, biological process: cell adhesion; extracellular matrix organization. Bases 1 to 858 code for a protein of 285 amino acids. Gene Ontology annotation, cellular component: extracellular matrix. The transcript has 7 exons. NCBI's taxonomy places the organism in Eukaryota, Metazoa, Mollusca, Bivalvia, Ostreida, Ostreidae. The record is from RefSeq and is a predicted model, not a curated record.